UGUAUCAGAAGGAAUGCGAUUUGCGAUGUAGAAAUUUUUGGAAUUUGUAGAGAUAAUUAAUAUGAUGAUAAUUAUUUAUAGUUAUGUAGGAAUUUGUAGAAUAUUCGAUAUUUCGAUGGAUGAAGGUUGUGUUUUCCACUAUCGCAGAAUCAAUUCGAGUACGUAUUCGGCAAUUUUUACACUGAUUUUUGUUCCUACUAAUUUGUGUUUCAUUCUUUGUGUGUUUUAUUACGCUGUAUUUUUUCUAACAGAGAACUGAGCCAAUUUCACGCGAUGAGUUACCAUAAAACUGGACAACUGUUGCAGUACCCGACGAAAAAUCAGUCACGAAGUAAAGUGUAUGCCGCGAAUAACAGCUUGAGCGGCAGCGAGACGGAUAUUUGUAGUUCAAACGAGAAUCUGUCGCAGGAAGAUCGAUUCGUGAUUUGUAACACUUUAAGGCAAGAACCUCAAGGACAAGAGAAUAAUCGUUAUAGUACCGAUUCUUCGUAUAAUACGCUAAUCAUUCAUGGAGCUAACGAUGAACACAGGUAUUUGUCGGGGACACCUCCUUACGCAUAUAGUGUUAAACACAACUCGUCCAUAUGUUCCAAUUCGGGAUCAAAGGAUUCCUAUCGAACCUAUGAUCCGGGAGUUUGCGAAAUAACUAAUAUACCAGAUGAUUACUUGAGCCAGUCACAGGUUCUGAAGCAUUUAGCAAAGGAAGUUAAAGUGCCAUAUUCGGAUCAUAGGAAUAAUUACGAAAACCCUAACGAAUGUUCAACCAUUAAUGAAAAUAGCGAAUGGAAUGCCGAGAAUAAUUCAUUGAAUCAUUCAUUUCGAUCGAAAUCUCAACCGGAUCUGACCCAGUUGCAUAAAACGAAAAUUGAAAAUCCAUCUAGGCACACUUUUGGUAACACAAGAAAAGACCAACGAUGUAUACAAAUGAUGGAGAAUCUGAUACAAGAAAACAAUAACUUAAAACUAGAAUUAGAAGCAUGUUUUCAAAAAGUAGCCAAAUCUACAAAACUCGAACAAGAAGUAGGCAAAGUCCAUCGAGCCCACGAAGACCUUGUUGAAUCGUGUGAAAGACGAGAACGCCUAGAACGAACAGCUCGAGCUAAAUUACAAGCUGAAAUCAGACGAUUACAAGAUGCCAAUCGUAGUCUACGAGACCAGGUCGAUACACAAGCUAAACAGCUCAUCGCUGCUAGAAUAUCUCACAGUGGCAGUCUCGAUAAACAAGAUUCGUCCAAAAGAGAUGCCAUUAUUGCUCAACUUCUUGCUCAAAAUAAAGAACUUAUGGCUACCAAAGAUAGACAAGAGAUUGAACUAUCUGCUCAAAGAGUUACGCUGGAAGAACAAAGAACUCAUAUCGAUAUUCUAGAUACAGCUUUAACCAAUGCUCAAGCCAACGUAGUACGACUCGAAGAAGAAUGUCGAAAGAAACAAAUGCACGUCGAUAGAGUGGCCCAGCUGCAAAGAGCUUUAUCAUCACUGCAACUAACCAGCGAACGACGAGAACAAACCGAACGAAAAUUACGACUGCAGUUGGAAAACGAACUGAAAAUGGAAAGAGCCCGGAAUAGUAAAACAUCUCAAAGCCAUAGUGUUAAUCGUGCUGUAGGUGAAUUUGGCGAAAGCUUACCCGAACUGAAACGUAAAAUGAGAGAAAAAGAUGAAAAAAUUAUGCACCUGGAAGGAGAAGUAGCCAAAUGGGAACAGAGGUAUUUGGACGAAAGUGAAUUACGUCAGGCUGCCAUCGAUGCUGCUAGUAUACCAAAGGAUGCAAAAAUAGCAGCUCUUGAAAAGACCAGUCAAGAAAGUGAGAAAAUAAUCGCCGAAGCUAGAACAGACAAAUUGAGACAGAUGGACGAAGUUCACGCAGCUCAGAAAAAGGUUACAGAUCUAGAGUCAAGAAUGAAAGAAUUGGAAUCUAAAUUAGCAGAACGCGAUGCCAUGAUCAAAGUACUGCAGAAAAAGCACACUUACGAUAAGGAGGUCACUUCAAGCUCAUAUCCAAGCAUGUCAAUUAAUCAUCAUGGUAUCCAUUCGAGUCUCAAUAUGACUGAUUUGAAUGCUGAAGAUUUAGGAGGUCCAGCUUCUACAACCAGCGUAUUAUCUGCUGCUUCGAGUGUCCUUACGAGUUCAACUGGGUUCGGAUCGAAUACAUCGUACGGUGGCAGUGUAAUGAGCAGCUUACAUCAGCGAAGUAAUAAGUAUAGCUCGAGUAAUCAGAGUUUUGACGAGAAGUCACUCGAUGACCAGUUGAAAGAACUCGACUCUCAGCUUCUAAGCAAGAGAGGUCUUUGCUGUUUUCCAGGCUUCUCUCAUCCAGGCGCUGUGUCGCGAAAAGGAAAAGCAUCCCAACCACUACUGGCGAGUGUGACCGGUAAUAACAUGCAGCUUUUCGAGCCGGGCACCAUAUUACAAGGGUUAAUUAGCCAAAGCACCAAUCGACCCGACGAUAUGAUCCUGCUCGAGAAACAAGGCCUGUGCUCGCAAGCUCAACGCCAAGACCUCGUCCGAGGCGGAAGUCUACCGCCGAGCUCGCUACCUCGACCCAAAAAACACCGCAAGUCGUCGGUUACCACGAAAUUCGGCGAAUACGGCCGGCUCAGCGAUAGUGAGAUCACCAUGCAGAAAUCCACCAAUUCCAGCGUAGAUAAUGUCAACUCUGGGCCCAGUCGAAGCUCCAAAGCUAGUCGAGAGUCCACUCCGAAGAAACUGGGAGAAUACAGUCGCCUGAGCGAUGAACGUAAAACACCUACGCCCACUUCGACUCCACCCAAUGAAAAGCUGAUAAUGCAACGUGACGGUCGCGAAUCGAGUAUACCUCUUCCUAGACGUUUCGGCGAAUACAGGAAAUUGGCAGAUAACGAGAAACCAGCCACGUUGGCCUCGAUGACCGCCGUUGACACGAGCGACGGAUGCCAUUCUAUUCGCGAAUCGCCCUCGCGUCGGUAUCCUUCACCAGGUGCCACAUCUUACGAACCAUAUGCCAAUAUGCCAGCUUCUGAUCCGCGUAAAACCUGCGAAAGCCCGGUCAACCAUAAACUCCGCGAAUCCCCAGGUAGAUCUAUGUUCAUCAAAUGGGGCGAAUACAAUAAAUUAAAAAUCGCCGAAAACGAACGCAAAAUGUCCACCAACUCUACCAGUUCCACCGAAAGUGGCAUGAAAAUAAGGAGCUCGCCGAUGCGCAGCUUGAUCCCGUCGGUCAAGAAAACCGGCGAAUACUCGUGUUUCACACCUGCCAGCGUAGCACAGGCCCCAGCUCAAGCACAAGCCCAAGCUGAUCAUAAUAAAAUAGGUCCUAAUAUCGAAUCCAAGCUAAGGAUAUUCUCACCUGGCGGAGUACCUGGUCGUAGAGGUUCGCUUCAGAGAGAAAACAAGAAAGAAGUUACCGAAGGAGUUCGCUCCUUACCUACUCCCAAUAAAUAUCGAAUACAUUUUUAAAUAUUUUACACAACUUUAUUACGUAUAAUAUCGAGUCUUCCAAAACACUUGAGUCUUUUUUUUUCUUCUUCUAUUUUUUUUUGUAACUGGGAAUUUUCAAGACUGUAGUCAAAAGGAUGAGCUUAUAAGUACCAAAUUAUUAAUUUAUUUAAGUGUUUUUUUUCUCUUUCUUUCUUUUUAUUUAUUUACGAGAAAAUAAGGAGCUUAAAUUUUUUAGUCUUCGAAAAAGCAUUUUUUUUCUUUCUUUUUAGAUUUUAAGUACCUUUAUGAUUCCUUUAUUACCAAUAUGUUUUCAUUCUUCCAUUUUGUGUCAUGACUUUUCAGUAUAUAGCGAAAGGCAUUUAUAUAUUUUUUUAACUCGAUCAGUCGAGAUUUUGCUCUUAAUAUCUACACAAUUUUACUAUCCUACGUUAUACCUAUUAUUUACUCCAUUUUGCUACAUUAAGGAGUGUUUUUUGAAAAUAUCAGGUAUUGAUUUGUGAUACCAAAGAUUCCUCGAAUUUAUCUAGCGAUAUAGAUAAAGUUUCGAUGGAAGUUUUCAUUAUUUUUUUCAAAUUGAAAAAUUGUUAAUGAAAUUAUGUUACUUACGUUUUUAUAGUCGAUUAUCUAGCUAUGUGAUCUUACGUAGGUUUCAAGUACGUUUAUUAUUUUGUAAUUUUAACCAUGUAAAUAAUUCUUUCUUUCGCCUAUUCGUGAAAGUACUGCGAACAAAUAAAUGAUAUUGCUCAAAUUAA
Planococcus citri (citrus mealybug) is the source of this 4169-nucleotide messenger RNA. RefSeq lists its product as uncharacterized. Lineage: Eukaryota; Metazoa; Arthropoda; Insecta; Hemiptera; Pseudococcidae. The transcript has 14 exons. Gene Ontology annotation, biological process: actin cytoskeleton organization; regulation of cell migration. The record is from RefSeq and is a predicted model, not a curated record. Gene Ontology annotation, cellular component: cytoplasmic vesicle; bicellular tight junction; plasma membrane. Bases 274 to 3435 code for a protein of 1053 amino acids.